AUGUCAACGAAUGAUAAUGCAAUUAUUUGUGAGAUUGUUUCACAAAUUGGCGACAUACCUAAACUUCCGAAAAAAUCAAACGAACGACUUGAUGAUCUGUUGCAGAUAGCACUAUCCAAACCAAAAUCAAAUCUAAAAAUAUUAGAACAGUUAAUUUGUAAAGUUUGUCAUGCACGAAAACAAAAUAUUAAUGCUUACCCGUUUUUACAAGGAAUUCAGAGUUUGUUAAAGUCUCAAUUGAAAGAACACGAAAGUAUGUUAUCCGUUGAACGUGAGAGUUAUGAUGAGGAAGAAUGCUGCUGUAGCACGCUUAAAUCGGAUUUAUUUUCUUGUCGAGCUAUAAAUGAAAAUUAUAAAAGUUGUCGAUGCUGCAGGCGACAGAAUAAUACUGUAAGUAUAAAAACGGUUAAUCUUGGAAGACAAGUAAAUGAAAUGAUGAAUGCGCACACACAAAACUUACCCCAUUUAUCGAACGGUAAGGAAACAAAGGCCACAGUCAAUCAGUUCCUUAAAUUUGGCGCGGAAGCAGAUAACGAUCAGGAUCGACGAGAUGAAAUUAGACAGACGCCAGAUAAAUUUGAAAAAGUAGAGAAAACUGCCAUAGUUCAUCAGCAAGACAUAUUUGGCAAACGGGCAGGUGACUUUCCACAAAGUGGUUUCGGACCAAGAUAUGAAAUGUCUGAUCGAGGUUCAGGCGACCUUCGACAAGUACAACAGAGAAUCAGCAAACAGCAAAGGGCGAAUUCUCCAAUUAAUGAGGCAACAUAUGAUAAAAGUCACACCGGCAUUAGACAAGAAGCGUUGAGGUCUGCAGGACAAAACUAUGAAUUUGGAAGCUUUAGAUCAAAUCAGAAACUUGAUCCACAUGGACUGCGAGCCAACCGAACUUUUACUUUUGAUAAUGGUAGUGGUGUUCCACGGCCUUCAUCCGUUUGUUUAGGAAGUAAAGGCACUGAUGAUUAUAGAAAUGAGAGAAGUCCAAUAGCACAUUGGAAUAAUUUUCAACAAGCUCAACUACAAUAUCGACUGAACAGUGUAAAACCGUCUAGAAGUAUAAUUAGACCAAACAGGGAUGGCAUGGAUGAGUCAGUAAAAGAAGCAAAAGGUAGUAAACGCGAAAUUAGUUAUCAAUAUAACGAAAUGGGUGCACGUGAACUUGUCAAUCGUGUACGAACGGAAAUCAGUAAUUUGAUUGAUCAACAACAACAUUUAUCGAGUCACAACCAGCCUCAAAAUCAGAAUCAAUAUUCAGAUGAAGACGAAUCUUCUGUAAAUUCCGAGGAGGAGAAAGAAAACAAAUUUUCAUCAACAACCAAGAAGAACAAAAGGAAAAGUUUAAAAGCGAAGAAAAGGCAUAGGAAUAAGGAUAGCAGAAAAAAAAAGAAGAAAGAUUCAAAAGAAAAGAAAAUCAAAAAAUCGAUUAAAUUAACCAGAACUGAAGAUCAUAAGAAGAAACCAGAAACAACGGCAUUGUCAUUGAGCAAUGAAGAGGCCAUGACAGAUACGUUUGCAGGAGGUACGCAAGAAAUUUUGAAAAAGGGUGUUAGCACAUUGUCAAAUGAAACACUAGCAGAAAUACCUACACUUUUAGACGAAAAAGUACCAGAUGCUCCCUUAUCACAGACAGUAGUCUACACACAGCAUGCAGUUGAUUGCAAUUGCUGUUGUAAUUUCCUCCAUUAUACUGUACGCAAAUUGAUGAGAGAGAGUGAACAAAUGAAAUUGUUUGCAAAAAAUGCUCUUCAAGCGGGUAUGGAUCCAAAAAAAAUGAAACCAAGUGACGGUUGUACUGGAAUCGCUAUACCAUUGUAUGGCUGUGUAAUAAAUGAUGAGGGGAUUAAUAAACUUUAUUCGUCAGAAGUGACAAUGACAACCAUUACACAACAAGAACUUCGAGGUGAUCUAGUAAAAGGAAAAUGGAAUAAAAGUAAAACGGAUGAAAAACAAAUUGUUCUACAAAGUAUACAGACGAAUCGUGGUGAAAUUAAAAUUAAACUUGACCUAGAUUCAUUUGGUUUGGCACCGUUUUUCUCCGAACAAUAUGAACAAUUUGUAAAAGCACAACCUAAUUCUGGAUUUAUAAAUGAUUUGAAGCAAAAAUAUAAUCAACAGAAACAUAUUUUUAGUGGACCACACUAUUGUUAA
Didymodactylos carnosus is the source of this 2145-nucleotide messenger RNA. NCBI's taxonomy places the organism in Eukaryota, Metazoa, Rotifera, Eurotatoria, Philodinida, Philodinidae. The record is from the annotation of a GenBank genome assembly.